AUGGCUGCUGCCUUCAUUGCAGUUCUUGGCUUCGCAGCGGGUAUGGUCAGAUAUUACACCGUCAGCAGAGAUCAGUUCGCCCAACCUUCAGAGGCAGCUUCUGUCAUUAAAGUCACCCUUGGCCUUGAUGUCACGGGUGGUCUCCACCUAGCCGGGGGAGAUCUGCCGGAUGUGCGCAUGUGGAACGAGAAUGGCGAUUUUCUCGGAAUCGAGGCUGACCCUGGCUUCACGUGCGGCUACGACUGGUACCACUCCAACGUAUUCAUCAGGGGCACCACCCACCAGCCGUCCUGCCUGUGGAUCGACAAAGAUGGCCACCGGCCCCAUACGGCCUUUCAAAUCCACUGGCCCGACUUUGUCGCCUGGGACGAAGAUGCCACCCCGCCCAUGAAGAACGAGACAUCAUACUACUGCAACACCCCGGCAUUCAAGGGCAGCAGCACUAACACAACAUCUGGUACAAUUACAACCACGACUACGGCCCGCUUUGACAGGAUUCUCGUAUCGACCUCCCGCCAGGCUCAAUCGGCCAGCUACCUGUGCGAGAGCCCGUCCUCACGGGGCCCGGAAAACAGCCAUGAGAGGCUGUUCUGCCGCAUGUCUGAUAAGACGCUGUGGCCGUUCUGUGAUGCGGCCAUCGGUGUCACGGACAACUGUUUCGAUGCCGACCGCUCGCAGCAGCUCAUAAUCGGGGGCAGGGCGGCGCGGAGUUAA
Molecule: messenger RNA, 714 nt
Organism: Canariomyces notabilis
Lineage: Eukaryota; Fungi; Ascomycota; Sordariomycetes; Sordariales; Chaetomiaceae
Exons: 3
Coding region: 1-714 (237 amino acids)
Source: RefSeq, a predicted model, not a curated record